CCCGUAGCCUACACGUCAUCUCUGCCUCUCCUGUCCGCUGCCUGUCCGUCUGUCCGACUGGGAGGUAACCUGUGUGUGCGCAUGCAACUUUGUGUGGGCGGUUCCAAUCCAGCUGCCAAUCUGAAAUCGCCGGUGGCCUGUCUCUCCGUGUUUGUCUGUGUGCUGCGUGCGUGACAAGAGCCGAGUUGAAUGUGUAGCCUAUGCAAGUGCGCGUGAGCGUGUACGGCUAAAAAAGGAGGAAAAUAAGAAACGCCUCUGCACCCGCUCGCUCUCGCGCCGCAUCACUAGCAGCACGGGCACCCCAUAGCAACUAGACGCAACACCGCAGCGACAGCAUCUAUUUUUCACUCAAAAAUUAGCGGCGCAGCUUCCGCAUCUGACGCCCCAUCACGCGCAGAAGGCAUAUGGCGGAGUGAGGACACCGCAUCGCCUCGGAUACGUUUAGCCGGGAAUCGGAAAAGCGCAGGUUAGGAGUGUGUCUGUAGCGUCGACUUUAUUAUUUCACAAACUACCUACAAUCUAAAAGCUGACGUUUCACUUUCCUUUGCUUAGUGGAGCCAGUAGGACACAAAUAAACUCCCUUUUUUUUAAUGAUUUGUUUUGGUCACGGAUCAUCAGACAUUGGAAAAGCUUUAUUUUCGAGUACUUUGCUUCUGUAAAAACUUGUGCUAGGGUCGCGUUUGGAUAGUCAGUAAAUGUUUGACAUUUAAAAGUCCUGUCUGCGUCCAAAGCUGCUUCCGCAAACAGCCGCGAGCGACGCCUGCCUGUCCGACCCUCCUCGCUCGUUCCCAGGAGCGCCUGCCCGGUGUGCGUCCCCGGUGCACUGCUUUUAGCGUGCCGCUCGCGUCACCUCGCAGCUGUGUGGUAUAGUGUCACCGGCGAGCCCUCCGCCACCGCUACCGGACCAUGUCGGGGCGCUCGGCGCUCAUCCCGGACGACCAAGCGUUCAGCAACUUCAGAGGAGAGUGUACGCGCGAGACGGGAUGGAACCUCAGCUACAACAAGUCCGGCGUCACCGUCUGGAUCCAGAUGCUCGAGGAGGAGAAGUCGCUUCACAAGAUCAAGUGCCGGAUGGUGUGUAAGGACGUUUCGGCGGACACCAUGUAUGACGUUCUGCACGACAUUGAGUAUCGGAGGAAGUGGGACACCAACGUCAUCGAGACGUUUGACAUCGGAAAACUCACGGUCAACGCUGACCUAGGCUACUACUCUUGGAGGUGUCCAAAGCCUCUGAAGAAUCGUGAUGUCAUCACUUUGCGUUCCUGGCUGCCUAUGGGGACGGAUUCCAUCAUCAUGAACUACUCUGUCAAACACCCUAAAUACCCUCCAAAGAAGGACCUUGUCCGCGCCGUGUCCCUUCAGACUGGCUACCUCAUCCAGAGACAGGGGCCGUCAGCAUGCACACUCAUCUACCUGGCCCAGGUGGACCCCAAAGGCUCUCUCCCCAAGUGGGUUGUCAACAAGUCUUCCCAGUUUUUGGCUCCAAAGGUUAGUCCCCUUUCUUUUUUUUUUUGAUCCCCCUCUCUCUCUCUCU
Messenger RNA from Clupea harengus (Atlantic herring), 1534 nucleotides. RefSeq names its product StAR-related lipid transfer (START) domain containing 10 (gene stard10). The coding region runs from base 907 to 1515 and encodes 202 amino acids. NCBI's taxonomy places the organism in Eukaryota, Metazoa, Chordata, Actinopteri, Clupeiformes, Clupeidae. The record is from RefSeq and is a predicted model, not a curated record. The transcript has 5 exons. Gene Ontology annotation, molecular function: lipid binding.